ACGUUCAAAUUCAAUCUUAGUUGGAUCUUCCCCCAGUGCAGAGUGUCAGAGUUGUUUGUACUUUCUUGUUUUUGCUACUCCACUCUGCAUAUUCAGAGGAAUUUUUGGUCCAAAACCUCAUUCUUUUUUUCACUAACAAACAAUUUCCCCACAUUUUGUUCAUAAUUACACUACUAAUAUUCUCGUUUUAAAAUAUCAACUUGGCCAAAUCAAUUUCAUUACAUUAAACACAACAACCCCUUGCAUUCUCCAACUCUAUUACAUAAACCACCUCUGGGUUUUAGCCUUUUAGCUGUCUUUUAGUCUUCAAGAUUAUUACAAGUAUUGUCCAAGAUUUAUUUUCUUGUUUUCUCUUUUGUCUUGGCACAGCCAUCUUUAAAGAAUUUUUUGGGACAGGACUAUUUUCAAGAUUUGGUGUGUUUUUAGGACAUGGGUGUGCAUUCAUGUCCAAGAAGCAAUCAUGAGAUGAUGAUUGGUGCUGUGUUUUUAUGGGCUUUUUGGGUGGCUAGUGUUGUGAAUGGCAUUGGAGCUAAUUGGGGAACACAAGCCACACAUCCACUAGAGUUAUCAACUACUGUGAAGCUUCUUAAGGACAAUGGGUUCCAGAAAGUGAAGCUGUUUGAUGCAGAUUCUGUCACUUUGAGUGCUCUUAAAGGCUCUGGAUUGGAAGUCAUGGUUGGGAUUCCUAAUGAAAUGCUUUAUUCUUUGGCUAAUAGUGUCUCUGCUGCUGAAAAUUGGGUUGCCAAGAAUGUCUCCACUCAUAUCUCCUCCAACAGUGUCAACAUUAGGUAUGUUGCAGUUGGAAAUGAACCAUUCCUUGCUGCAUUCAACGGAACGUUUCUUGAUACAACUUUACCUGCCCUCCAAAAUAUUCAGGCUGCUCUGAUAAAGGCUGGUCUUGCUAAUCAGGUGAAAGUGACUGUCCCUCUAAACGCUGAUGUGUACCAAAGCUCAACCGACAUGCCAUCUACUGGUGAUUUCCGACCUGACAUUCAUGACCUCAUGCUAAAAAUUGUCAAGUUCUUGAGUGAUAACUUGGGCCCUUUUACUGUCAACAUAUACCCCUUUAUAAGCCUCUAUAACGACGCCAACUUCCCUGUUGACUAUGCCUUCUUCGACGGCUAUCCAUCCCCUAUUACUGACAAUGGCCUGGUUUAUGACAAUGUAUUUGAUGCAAAUUAUGACACACUUGUCUGGGCCCUCCAGAAAAACGGGUAUGGAAACAUGUCGAUCAUAGUUGGAGAGAUCGGGUGGCCCACUGAUGGCAAUGGUAAUGCAAACCUCAAGUAUGCUCAGAGAUUCAACCAAGGCUUCAUGUCACAUAUGACCAAAGGUACUCCUAUGAAACCAGGCCCUAUAGAUGCCUAUUUAUUCAGCCUCAUCGACGAGGAUGCAAAGAGCAUCCAACCAGGUAACUUUGAGCGGCAUUGGGGAAUUUUCUACUUUGAUGGCACACCUAAAUAUGAUCUCAAACUUGGAACAGCAGGAAAAGGCCUAGUACCAGCAACCAAUGUUCAGUACCUCUCAAAGAAAUGGUGUGUCAUGUCAUCCUCAGCAAGUCUUGAUGAUUCAGGGAUUGCAGCUAGUGUGAGCUACGCUUGUGAAAACGCAGAUUGUACUAGCCUGGAAUACGGAUCAUCUUGUGCAAAUCUUGAUGAACGUGGGAACAUAUCGUAUGCUUUUAACAAAUACUACCAGCAGCAGAACCAGCUCGAGACUGCCUGUAAGUUUCCAAAUCUUUCGGUGGUCACUACUAGUGAUCCAUCAACUCCAGAGUGCAAAUUUGAAAUCAUGAUACUACCAAUUAGUACUAAUAAGAAGGUUAGUUCUGGGGCAUCAAAGAAACCUAUAGGUGUAUUGAUGUUUGUUUUUGUAUUACUCUUGGCAGCUUCUUAAAGUCUUGAAUAUACUUGUUGGUUUGGUAUUGAAUGAGGGGAAGAUCUUCAUUUUAAAAUACAAGUGAUCUUCUUUUA
Molecule: messenger RNA, 1973 nt
Organism: Daucus carota subsp. sativus
Lineage: Eukaryota; Viridiplantae; Streptophyta; Magnoliopsida; Apiales; Apiaceae
Product: glucan endo-1,3-beta-glucosidase 5
Exons: 3
Coding region: 430-1896 (488 amino acids)
Biological process (GO): carbohydrate metabolic process
Cellular component (GO): plasma membrane
Molecular function (GO): hydrolase activity, hydrolyzing O-glycosyl compounds
Source: RefSeq, a predicted model, not a curated record